Molecule: messenger RNA, 2682 nt
Organism: Micromonas pusilla CCMP1545
Lineage: Eukaryota; Viridiplantae; Chlorophyta; Mamiellophyceae; Mamiellales; Mamiellaceae
Exons: 1
Coding region: 1-2682 (893 amino acids)
Source: RefSeq, a predicted model, not a curated record
AUGCCGCCGCCGCGCCUGUCCGAGCCCCGCGCGCGCUCGCGCGUCGCGGCGCCGACGACGUCGACGACGUCCGCGGCCAUAGUGGAGGCGGCGAAGACGAUACGCGACGUCCUCGCGAGAGGCCUCGAGCCGCGCGUCCCCAAGCGCGAUGCCGCGUCGUCGAAAGAGAACGCCGUCCCGACGCGCGGCGCGCCGCUGCUCGCAAAGUUCCGCGAGAUGCAAGCGGACCGCGCGGAGCAAGACCGCGUCGUCGCCGCCCUCCGCGCGAUGAUCCUGAAGAACGCGUCCGCGGCGGGCGCGCCGACGACCGACGCCGCGAUCGACGCGGAGGUGAACGCCGCGCUCUUCCCAGGCGUGCGCGUGGACGCGAACGACCCGUCGCGAACCAUCGCGCCGGGCGCGUCUCGAGAGAUGCUCAUGCGCGAGGUCAGGCUCCUUCGCGCCGCGCGCGCGAAGGGCGCGGUGACGGAGAUGACGGACGGCCCGAAGCGCUUGGGCGGCGGCGGCGAGUACGCCGCGCGCGCGGAGCUGCAGCGCGUCGCGAAGGCGUUGGAAGACAUCGCCGUCGCCGCGUCGUUGGACGCGGACGUCGACGACGAGACGAAAGCCGCCGCCGCCGCCGCCGCGUCGAGGCGUCGCGCCGCCGGCGGCGGCGUCGCGGCGGGCGGCGCCGGGCGCAGGAAGUCCGUCCCAGGAGGACGCGCGCGGGCGCCGGUCGCGACGCCGCCGCCGCGAAGACAUUCUUCGGGAGGACCCACGCCGCCGGGCUCCGAAGGCGCGCGAACGCCCACCGCGGGAACCGACGCUUUCAGCCACGGCGCGCUCGCGCUCGUGGAGGUCGAGGCGCGCCUGCGGAGGCAGCUCGAGUCGCAGUCCGCGAAACUCGAGGACGCGCAGCGACGGAUGGACGAGGCGCGCGCCGCCGAAUCGGAGCGCGAGGCGCGGGAAUCGCGCGCGAGCGCGGACGCGGCGAAGCGCGCCGUCGAAGCCGCCGACGCGAGAGCGGCCGCGGCGGAGGCGCGAGCGAAGGACGCGCACGCGAUCGCGGACGCGAAAGCGCGCGCCGCGGAGGCGGUCGCGGAGGCGAGAGCGAACGCGGCGGCGACGGAGGCGAAAGCCGCGGCGGCGGUGGCGGAGACGAACGCGAAGGCGAACGCGGAGAUGGAGCUGUUGAAGCGUUCGGCGACGCUCGAACGCGCGGCGUCGCGACGCGCGUACGAAGAGAUCUCUGCGUCGAUGGCGAUGACGCCGCGGUCGCCGAUGCCGAUGGGGUUUCCUCCCGCGACGCCCACGACGCCCGGCGCGGACUCCGCGACGUACUACGAACGCGGCGGCGGCGAGUUCGGAACGACGACGCCGUUCGCGGCCAAGGACGUCGUCGACGACGUCGUCGACGAACUCCGCGCGGAGAUCGCGCGCGAAGUCGACAGGGAAGAGAAGAACGAGAAGCUCAAGCGCGAGCUCGACGCGCUGCACGAGAAGACCGUGAUGGAUUCGAAGCAUCGCGACGCCGCGCUCGUCGCGCGCAUGACGGCGACGAUCGCCGACAUCUCGCGAUCGUCCGCGGACGCGCAAGUUAAGCGCACGCGCGCGGCGUUGGAGGAGGCGCUGAGCGAAAACCUGUCGGCGCACGCGGCGACCGCGGCGGAGAACGCGAAGAAACUCGAGGAGGACAUCGCGGCGACGCGCGACGAAGCGCGGCGCGUCGCGGACAGGCUGGCGGCGAUGGACGCGACGCAGCGGGACGCGUCUCUCGCGGCGACCGCCGCGGUGGGCGACGCGACCACCGCGGUGAAGGAGACGCGCGCGCUGCAGCGGAAGCUCGUCGCCGCGCAGAUGGACGCUAAACUAGGGUGGCAAGAGGUGCAGAAGCUGCACCUCGCGAAGAUGGAGCGGCUCGCCGGGAAGCUCGGUCGGUUGGACGAGCGAGAGCGCGACCUCGCGAACGAGCUCGCGGAGACUCGCGUGCGGUUGGAGGUGGAAACGCGCGAGCACGCGCGCGCGAGGGAAGCGAUGGAGCGCGUCGCGAUCGACCUCGAAGCGGAGCGCGCGGCGCGGCGAGACGCCGAAUUAAGCGCCGCGAAGGCGGCGCACGCCGCCGCCAACGCGCGCGACGCGGCGACGCGCGAGAUAUCCAAGGCGCGCGAGGACGCGAGCCGCGCGGUUGCUCAGAACCGCGCGCGAUUCGAGUCGUUCGCCGCGGGCGGCUCGAUGACGCGCGCGGCCGCCGCGCAGGCGGCGAUCAUCGAAUCGCUUCACGGGGAGCUCGCGGAGAGCGAGCGGCGGACGAGCAGCGUGGAGGCGGAUCUGUUUGAGUCGAUGCGACGGCUGCGAGGAUACGCGGGGGAUUUGUCCGCGGCGCGGUCGGAGCUCGUGAUGUUACGCGCGGAGUUGGCGCGGCGACGCGCGGACGACGCGAGGAGGGCGAAGGCGCGCGGCGGCGGGAAAGGCGUCGGCGCGGCGUUCGAGCCGGGCGUCGCGCCGGACGACGAGACGGGCACGCCGCGCGGGGACGACGACGAAGACGACGUCGGAGCGGCGAGCGGCGGGGGCGCGUCCGCCGCGAACGCGAUGGACGCGUCGCCGGACACGAAGAAGGCGAUGGCGGCGAGCGAGGACGCGCGGCGGACGCUCGUGGAGCUCACGGGCGGCGCGGAGAGCGACUUUUACGACGAGCGAUGA